Messenger RNA from Drosophila melanogaster (fruit fly), 2919 nucleotides. It is a transcript of the gene puc, whose product is annotated as puckered. Gene Ontology annotation, molecular function: protein tyrosine phosphatase activity; protein tyrosine/serine/threonine phosphatase activity; hydrolase activity. The record is from RefSeq and is marked reviewed. Bases 530 to 1960 code for a protein of 476 amino acids. Lineage: Eukaryota; Metazoa; Arthropoda; Insecta; Diptera; Drosophilidae. The transcript has 4 exons.
UUCGUCUUGCGCUCAUUCAUUCGGUCAUUCAUUCGCCUUUUGAAUACCGCUUCGAACGGUUGUGUCUACAUCUUUGCACAACGAGUUCGAAAAAUAACUAAGCUCCGCGCGAAAACAGUAGGAAAUUAAAACUAGAAUAUUUCUGGUAAAAACAUUUAUCAUUGGAUACAAUAAUUUUAACACGAAUCGUGAGAAGAGGAAGCAAACAAUUAAUACUAAAAUAAAAUAUAAAAACGAGAUCUACAACCCGCGCGUUUUUCGAUUAAUGAAUUAAAAAUAAGUGUGCGUGCUACAAGUGGAAAUAAAACUCGAUUUCUGGGCCCCCGACUUUUGGUUGCAACACACUUUAUAACGGGAAGUGGCUCAACAAGUGGCUCGGGGAUUAUCUAAUAAAGCCCUCCUACCGAAAAUCAUACUUAAAUAAUAUAGAUUAUUAUACGGGCAGAAAGCAACAAAUAAAAUAUACAUAUAUCAAUUUUAAAACAACCAAAGGCCCCCAUGUGUAUGUGUGUAGUGUGAGCGCGUGCAUAUGUGUGUGAAUCGAGAAACGCAGAGCAGCAGCAACAAUAAUAGCAACAACACUACAACGGCAACGUCAACAGCACGCAACAACAACAGCCACAACGGACGCUGUGAGUGCGACGGAGACGGCGACAGCGUGAGUCAUAUACAAAGUGAAAUGAAAAUGCGGAUAAAGCGAGAAGCGCCGUGUCUUCUGUUAUUUAUGCCAAUCCAAAAUACCAACAACAACAAUCGCAUUGGUGCCAAUCAGAAGGACUAUCCCAACAAGCGGUCCAGGGAGAAUCUGGCAUGUGACGAAGUGACAUCGACGACGUCAUCAUCAACGGCAAUGAACGGCGGCGGACGGACGCCGGCGCUAACCCGCAGCUGCUCCAGUCCGGCGGUCUACGAUAUAGAAACACACCCCGCCUCGCCCGUUUUCCCGCAUCUAUUGCUGGGCAAUGGACGCGACGCCGACGAUCCCAGCAGCGUGGGCGCCAACUGUGUGCUGAACGUUACCUGCCAAAGUCCCAAUGAGAGCCAUCUGCAGGGCCUCAAGUACAUGCAAAUACCUGCCAGCGAUACGCCACAUCAGAACAUCAAGCAGUACUUCCAGGAGGCCUACGACUUUAUCGAAGAUGCACGGAAAACGGGUUCCCGAGUGCUGCUGCACUGCCACGCGGGGAUUUCGCGGAGCGCCACCAUUGCCAUCGCCUACGUCAUGCGGUACAAGUCGCUCUCCCUGCUGGAGGCCUACAAGCUGGUGAAAGUGGCCCGGCCGAUCAUCUCGCCCAAUCUGAACUUCAUGGGCCAGCUGCUGGAGCUGGAGCAGAAUUUGCGCAAGAGCGGAGUCCUGGCGCCCGCAACCCCGCACCUGAAUAGUCCUAGCAAUCCUUCGUCAUCUUCUGUGGGAUUAAGCACCCAAUCUAGUCAACUGGUGGAGCAGCCAGAGGAGGAGGAGAAGCGGGAACAGCGGGAACGGGGUAAAUCCAAGUCGGAUAGCGAGGCUAUGGACGAGGAUGGGUUUGAUUACGAUGAUGUGGACAGCGGCUCCGGCAGCCUGGCGGGUAGUAACUGCUCAUCCAGAUUGACCUCGCCGCCAAUUACCCCGGAUGACGAGGCGCCCAGCACUUCGGCGGCAGCGUCGUCGGUUUCAGAACUAGAUUCACCCAGCUCCACAAGCAGCAGCAGUGGCAUCUGCUCACUGCUGCAGUCCACCAGCUCAUCCGUAUCACCCCGCGCAAUCAGCAAGCCAAAUCUGCUGUCACCCACGCGGCAGUUGGCUCUGUUCAAGCGGAAUUCGCCCGCCAAACUGCGAUUGGAUCUGGAGUCCAGCUAUGCGCCUGCGUCACCCAUCCCAAACACCAUGCCCUGGCUUUCGGUGCCAUCGACGCCCGUCUGCGAGGAGGCACCGGAUAGCAGGAUUAACCAUGUGGCUAGCAAUUUGACGAGGGACUGAGAUAAGGUGCCUGCGGAAAGCCGCCGUCAAGUAGCAGCAGUGAAAAGAAAGAAAAUGUGCACCCAAUUGCCGCAUUCUUUAUGAUCAAAACUAAAAUUGAUAAAGCUGUACGUUUUUCGAAGACUAGUAGAAAAUGAUCAAGUUUUGAUGUAUUUUAUAACUACUUGUUUACUGAAACUAAGGAAUUUUUUACCUGGCUGAAAAAAUUUAGAUUUUAUUAAGUCAGAAACGGCGAGAGGGCUGAUACUUCCUAUUAAACAAGGUGAUGCUAAAUGGUUUCUGAAGCCACCUCUGCAACGUGUAAAUAAAAACGUUCAAUAUCUGUACAUACAAACGUACCUAAAACAAAACACAAGGGAAAGAAAUACCAAUUGCAGCUUAAACUAUGUACUUGCAAUACCUUUUAAGAGCUUUUGUAAUGUAUUUCCUUUUCGCCCCUGAACCAACCAACCACAAAGCGAAAACCACUAAAAUAAUCCAAAACAAGCAACUGGAGAAAUUGUUUAAGAGAAAGAAAACCUCGUACAUGUUAAUUUAGUUUAAAUUUAGUUGUAAGCGAUUCUUAACUUACCUACCUACAUAUAUAUACACACGUAAACUAUAUUAAACUUCACAUAGAACAAUGAAAUCCAAAAUGCACUGCAACUAUUUCUGCUGACUUGCCACACAAAUCGAACCCAACCCAAUUCCCCCAACAAUAUUAUAAACCCCGCCAUAUGCACAGCAAAGAUCUUAUCAAAACUGUUCUAAGUUUUAUCAAUCCGCUAUAGCCACUCUAAUAGUUUAGUUACUUCUUGAAAGUGAAAAAAGUUUGUGUUUUCUAGUUUUAAUUAUUUAUAUGAAGCGAGUGUGUGAGAGGAUUAUGAUUCAUUUCGUAUUAGAUCGUAAGUCUAUUAAGCUAAGCUACACCUGAGCAGUGUAACGCGAAUGCUAAGUAAAAGGAAAUUAUAAUAGUAACC